This is a messenger RNA of Serendipita indica DSM 11827, 1143 nucleotides long. The record is from the annotation of a GenBank genome assembly. NCBI's taxonomy places the organism in Eukaryota, Fungi, Basidiomycota, Agaricomycetes, Sebacinales, Serendipitaceae.
AUGCAAUACAUUCAUGUCUCCCCUGACGCUCCUCUCGAGAUCCAGCACACGGUUUCUCGAAUGAACGCGUGUCGUCAGCAGAUAGAAGACCUCACGAAUCGACUCAAGGCCGCAGAAUCUCUUUGGGGCUCGCUUAGAGACGAGAUCGCCGGAUAUAUUCAGAACCCAGGGCAAAACGCCGCUGUUGCUACCCGUCCUGUCCAAUCUUCGCUCAACCUAUUGCCUGACGAGCUGUUAUGCGACAUCUUUCAACGAUUGCGAUUCCAGCGGAACGCCAACCUUGGACCCCUGCUUCUUGUGAACAAACGUAUUCAUUGCUUGGUGAUGAAUACUCCAUCACUCUGGACUCGUAUCGAGUUCCAUGUCGUCGGUGACCUGAUUGAGGAAGCACUUUUGCAUCGUUCCUACGUCGAGGCAUGUAUGGAGCGUAGUCAGAAUGUCUGCCUAGAUAUCGACAUCAAACUCGAUUGGGACACAAAGCAAAGGAUCCUUACGCGAGCCGCGACCGAUGCGGUUAUGGGUCUGGUGGACGACGAAGAAGAAGCGGUCUGGUCGGCAUUUGACACUAUGGAUAUGGAUUUUAACUUCUCCGUAUACGAAGAAGAAGAGGAGUCAUUGUUCGAAGUCCUUGAUGCGAUCGUCGGUGCUGAAGGUUGCAACAUGCCUCGGUGGAAGUCACUUGUCCUCUCGCUUCCCCGCGACGACUCACAGCAAGUCUCGAUUCUUGAACGACUUAUCGGAGACACUCCGAAUCUUCGCGAUUUGAACCUACAGAAUGCAUUUCUUCUCGAUGCGGAUGACGAAAUCGCCUGGGAGGGAGUUCUACCAAAUCUUUCCGCCCUAUGCAAUUUCCAGAGCGAUGGUCCCACUCCUUCGGCGUCCUCAUUGAACCCCUUCGUCUUGCAGGAAAUUGGGAUUCACAUUGGGCAUCCUUCGGGCGUCAACAAACUUUCUUCAUACCAAGCCCUUCAAUACUUGAGUAUUGUUUGCUUUGAGGGAGGCCCUUCGGGAGAUCCGAUCAUAUCUCUCCCACAGUUGCGCAGCCUGCAUCUAGGGGGUUCAUUCAACUACUUCAUAGGUCGUCUCCGCACCUCCUCUCAAUUUGCUCUCAAUCGCAUCACACGACAUCUCCUUGGACUAUAA